This is a messenger RNA of Salvelinus namaycush (lake trout), 4206 nucleotides long. RefSeq names its product adhesion G protein-coupled receptor G6 (gene adgrg6). Bases 1 to 4206 code for a protein of 1401 amino acids. The record is from RefSeq and is a predicted model, not a curated record. Gene Ontology annotation, biological process: cell surface receptor signaling pathway; adenylate cyclase-activating G protein-coupled receptor signaling pathway; heart trabecula formation. Gene Ontology annotation, cellular component: membrane. Lineage: Eukaryota; Metazoa; Chordata; Actinopteri; Salmoniformes; Salmonidae. The transcript is spliced from 24 exons. Gene Ontology annotation, molecular function: G protein-coupled receptor activity; laminin binding.
AUGGCUCCUGCCUGUAAGCCAUCAGGAUCCAGGAUCAGAGAGUUAGUGUUGAGCUGUAGUAACUCCAACUGCGUUGUGGUGCUCACGGACUCCCAGGGUACCUUUACCUCCCCCUGCUACCCCCAAGUGUACCCCAAAAGUCAGGCCUGCAAGUGGACUCUGCAGGCCCCGGCUGGAUUCAUUGUGCAAAUAACCUUCUUCAACUUUGAUCUCGAGGAGGCCGUGGGGUGCAUCUAUGACCGCGUCAUUGUCAACACCGGAAACCAAGAUGUGAAAUUUUGUGGCUUAACAGCCAACGGACUGACACUAAACUCCACCAGCAAUGUGAUGGAGAUGUCAUUUAACUCAGACUCUAGCGUCCAAAAGAACGGAUUCAAUGUCAGUUACAGGCAAGUUGCCGUGCCGCUGAGGGACCAGAAGGUCAUGUUGCCGAACGGCAAUGGCAAAGUGGUCAAGGUCUCCAAUUCAGUGACCAUACCGACCCUUCAGCAGUUCACCGUGUGCUUUGAGGUAGCCCGCUCCAACCAAAAGAACAAGGAAACCAUCUUCUCUUACACCCGGCAAGAGGACAGCAGUGGUGAUGAAGCCCUAAGUUUCGGAAUGAACCAGGAUGGAAUGGCACUGGUCAUGAGUAACGAGACAUGUCUGGUAGACUCUAUCCUCAAUCCCUCGGACUUCACCUCCACCAUGAAGCCAUUCUGUCUCACAUGGGCCUCCACCACAGGCAAGGUGACCCUUUACUACAACAGAAACUCCCUGACCAAGACCUGCUCUAACACAAAUGGGCGCUUGGUGGGGGCCGGGGGCCUCUUCAGGCUGGGGGGCAAGAAUAGCUUCGAUGGGACCAUCUAUAACUUCCGCCUGUGGGAUAAUGCCAUGAGCAUGACACAGUUGGCCAACCUUACCUGUGACGCCGUCGGUAACGUCAUUGACUGGGACAACAGCUUCUGGGACAUCCCCUCUUUGCUGGCACAGACGGACAGAACACUGAGCUGCAGUGACUCUAAAACCUCACUGGGCUACAUCUCCACCCCCCUCUUCUGGCCCGUGAGGAAGAAACCUGAGGCCACCAUCAGACCCAUCCUCUAUCUGACCAAGCCUCCUCCUGUACCCAAGGUGAUCACAACAACAACAGCGCUGGUGGCCAGGGACAACCCCUUCAGCCUCUUCCAAUAUGACUCACCCUACUCCCUGGAUGAAGGCCUGGCUCUGGCCGCCUCUGGCCCACACAACCUUUCCCAUGCUGGGGCUGGAGUCAGCACUGAGGGCCCGGACCGUGUGACUAUGGGCAGCCCUGUUACCGCCGGGGGAGGAGGGGAACAUUUACACAAUCAAUCAGAGCCCAGUUUGCCCUGGGAGGCGUUGGCAGGAGGCACUCUGGCAGAGGCUGGAGGAGAGGCUGGGACUGGGGAACAGGAACAACCACACCACCAGGCGCUCCUCCCAGCCACCAUGACAGACGAAUGGGCCUCCUCUCAGUCCUCACCUCCUAAUACAAUCUCCCCAAGCAGACUGGAGUGGAUGGAUGUAUUGCCCACCAGGUUCAGCUUGGUCUCUCUCAGCUCUGACCCCCUGUCUGAGACAGCCUUGCCAGAGAAGCUUCAUAUCACCAAUUUUACUGAAUGGGAAAGUAAAGAUGGGAUGGAGAGACACUCGGCUCCAGAGUUAGGAGAGGAAGUCCACGUCACCUCACGCAGAGCAACCCGUCUGUAUCCCAGCUUGGACACCAUGGGACCUUACACAACUAUGAUGAUGGAUCUGAAUAUGUCUCCCAGACCAGCCCUCUCCUCCUCCAUGCUAGCCCCCUCUCCCUCUCCAGCCCUGCCAACGCCAUACAUCAGCAGAACAUCUGUCCAGCCUAGCAGUGACUUACAGCUGGAGAGUAAAAGAUACACCUGCCAGGCCCUGCUGGUCUACAAGACCACCACCAACGUGACCCUGGUAGAAGCUGCCAUCUUCACCAGGUUGGGCAGAAGCGUCGCCGUGCAGUCUGUCGAGAACUGCACGAGGGAAACUCCCCUCCAUUACAUCUGGCCAGAGAGCAGACCGACGGUCACUCAGUACAUCCCCUGUUUCCCCAACAAAGACCAGACCGCAUCCAGAACAUGUGUGAUCAGCCCCCUGAAUUACACAGCGUUUUGGGGCGCCCCAGACCUCAGGAAUUGCAUUGAUAUCGGUACCAUCAAAGUGUCAGCAGAGAAUGCUGCCGAAGUCGCCGUCCAGCUUGAUGACAUCACCAACAACGAGCUCUCCACAGACGAGGUGUUCAAGGUGGCGAGAAAGGUUAAUGAGCUGGUGAAAGUGGCCAAGAUCAACACCCCUCUGGCCAAAACCGUAGUUAGCAUCCUCUCUAACGUGAUGACCAGCUCUGUGUCAGCCCUGACUGCAGCCUCGGAGUGCACAUUGAAGACGGUGGAUGAGCUGGUUCAGAAGAUAGAGUUUGAUGGGCCUACAGUAAACAUAACCUCGAAAAAUCUGGCUCUGGGAAUUUCAGCCCUCAACUACAGCAAGUUCAAUGGGACCUCCUUCAGUGCCUUCAUACACCCCAACACCACAGACCUCCAGGUUGCCUUUAAGUCGGAUCAGCUGAACCCCCUGGCUCAGGUCACACUGCCAGCUACACUGCUCAACAACCUGACCCUGACCAAUGCUGAGAUUGCUGCUGUCUCCAGGAUUAACUUCAUGUUCUUCCGGAAAACAGGACUAUUCCAGGAUGAACAGGACGGGCUAUCUCUUAACAGCUAUGUUGUGGCCAGCAGUGUGGGCAAUUACUCCAUCAGUAACCUGCAGGAUCCAGUAGAGAUCGAGAUAGUACACCUGAACUACCAGACAAAACCAGAGCCAACCUGCAUGUUCUGGGAUUUCACCAUGAAGAAUGGUACAGGUGGCUGGAACAGUAAAGGCUGCAGGGUUAGUCCCAUGUCCAAUAGAAACAAGACUAUCUGCCUUUGUGAUCAUCUCACACACUUUGGCAUCCUAAUGGAUAUCUCUGGAUCCGCUGUACAGAUUGAUGAGAAAAACACCAAGAUUCUCACUUUCAUCACCUACAUCGGAUGUGGCAUAUCGGCCAUCUUUUCUGCUGCAACGCUUCUGACUUAUAUUGCCUUUGAGAAGUUACGUCGUGACUACCCCUCUAAGAUCCUGAUGAACCUGAGCACGUCGCUGCUGUUCCUCAACAUGGUGUUCCUAUUGGAUGGCUGGCUGGCUUCCUUCGAUGUGGAGGGCCUGUGUGUAGCCGUGGCCGUCUUCCUCCACUUCUUCCUGCUCACAUCCUUCACCUGGAUGGGCCUCGAGUCCAUCCACAUGUACAUCGCCCUGGUCAAAGUCUUCAACACCUACAUCCGGAGGUACAUCCUCAAGUUCUGCAUCGUCGGCUGGGGUCUGCCUGCUGCGAUAGUGGCCAUAGUGGUAGCUUUUGACAAAAACUCCUAUGGGAAAAUACAGUAUGGAAAGGGGGAGACUGGACAAGGAUCUUCUGAAUUCUGUUGGAUCCGGAGCCAGGUUGUGUUCUAUGUGACGUGUGUGGGCUACUUCUCUGUCCUCUUCCUCCUGAACGUGGCCAUGUUCAUCGUGGUUAUGAUCCAGAUCUGCGGUCGUAACGGGAAGCGUAGCAACCACACGCUGCGUGAGGAGAUGCUGAGGAACCUGAGGAGCGUCAUCAGUCUCACCUUCCUCCUGGGCAUGACCUGGGGUUUCGCCUUCUUCGCCUGGGGACCCGUCAACCUGGCCUUCAUGUACCUCUUCUCCAUCUUCAACUCACUGCAGGGUUUAUUCAUCUUCAUAUUCCACUGUGCACUGAAGGAGAAUGUCCAGAAACAGUGGAGGAGAUACUUGUGUUUUGGCAGAUUCCGCCUGUCAGACAACUCAGACUGGAGCAAGACAGCCACUAACAACACCAAAAAGGCCAGCUCAGACACCGUGAGGAAGUCCCUGUCCUCCAGCUCUUUUGGCUCCAGUACAGCAAACUGGACUUCCAAGGCCAAAGCAACUCUAAACCCCUUUGCAAAGCGCAGCAGGAAUGCAGGUAAAGGUUUCUCCAACCAGACCAAUGCUAAAACUGUCUCCUCAGAGGGUGAGGCCUCCUCCUCCAUCAUCCCCGUGCAUCAGGUCAUUGACAAGGUCAAAGGUUACUGCUCGGUGCGCUCCGACAACUUCUACAAGAACAUUAUCAUGUCGGACAGCUUCAGCCACAGCACCAAGUUCUAG